CGGAAUCACCGUGGGCCUGGCUUUCAAGCUUGGUUGCGAAGAGCCAUCACCGCUGUGAGAACUGACUUACUGCCUAGCUGAGGAGACAUCAGGACGGAUACCAUAUCCUACCACACCUCUUCUUCUCCAAGCAGCCCCCCUCGCCUGUUGGAUACUGUUCAGGAACUUUUUGAAACUUGUCAACAUUAUAUAUUUGUUUACCUUUUAAAACGGAAUGGAUUUUGAAAAGACCUAACCUGGAUGGUUUGCUGUCUUGUUAAAAACCUACUGUUGGAGUUUGCCAAGUUUUGAGGAGGUUUCAUCAAGUCUUUUUGGAGGGGAACUAACUGAAAGCCGAAAUAUGGAUCAAGCCAGCGGCGGGGAGGACCCGAAUAAACCCUCUAAAAAGAAGUCCAACGAGGACGAGGGUAAAAACAAAAAGCUGAACAUACAUAUAAAAACAUUGGCUGAUGAUAUGCGUGACCGCAUUACCAGUUUCCGGAAAACGGGGAAUAAGAAGGAGAAGCCCCUUAUACAGCACUCAACACAGCACUCCUCAGAUCCCCUCUUUACCCAGGUGGAAAUGCCUGUUCCUCAGCCCCUUUUUGACGACCGCUCUAUGAACCUCUCGGAGAAGGAGAUCAAUGACCUCUUCGAGAAGAUGAUGGAGGACAUGAACCUGAAUGAAGAACGCAAAGCCCCUCUGCGUGGAAAGGAAUUGAGCACCAGACGAGAAAUGGUGGUCCAGUACAUCUCCGCCACUGCCAAAUCUAUAACUGGAAGCAAAGUUCCGGGUGGACUUAGGAACAGCAGACAUGAGAGUACACUUUCCUCCCAAGAAUAUGUCCACGAGCUGCGCUCUGGCAUCACAGAAGAAAAGCUGCUCAACUGCCUGGAGUCGCUCAGAGUGUCUCUCACAAGUAACCCUGUCAGUUGGGUUAAUAAUUUUGGUCAUGAGGGUCUUGGUCUUCUGCUGGAAGCGCUGGAGAAGCUGCUGGAUAAGAAACAGCAAGAAAAUAUUGAUAAACGGAACCAACAUAAGCUUAUCCAAUGCUUGAAGGCUUUUAUGAACAACAAGUAUGGACUGCAAAGGAUCUUGGGAGAUGAGCGGAGCCUGCUGCUGUUGGCUCGAGCCAUUGACCCAAAACAGACCAGCAUGAUGACAGAGACCGUCAAAAUUCUGUCUGCUUUCUGUAUUAUUGGAGAGGAAAACAUCCUGGAUAAGAUUCUAGCUGCCAUGACAAUUGCUGCAGAGAGGAACAACAAAGAGAGAUUUGCUUCGAUUGUGGAAGGACUGGAGAACCACGAAGCCCAGCAGCUCCAGGUCGCCUGCAUGCAGCUGAUCAAUGCGCUGGUCACCUCCCCCGAUGACCUGGACUUCCGGAUACACCUACGCAACGAGUUCUUGAGAUGUGGCCUCAAGAAGAUCCUACCUGAGCUGAAAGAGACAGAGGAGCUCGACAUUCAGCUGAAGGUGUUCAAUGAGAAUAAGGAGGAGGACUCCAUCGAACUCUCACAUCGCCUGGAAGACAUCCGCGCUGAGAUGGAUGAUAUGAAUGAAGUAUACCACCUCCUGUCCAACAUGGUGAAAGACACUGGAUCAGAGACCUACUUCCUGUCAAUUCUUCAACACCUUUUGCUUAUCAGGAAUGACUAUUACAUCAGGCCUCAGUAUUACAAGGUGAUAGAAGAAUGCGUGUCCCAGGUGGUUCUGCAUCGCAGUGGGAUGGACCCUGACUUUGGCUACAGUAAACGAUUGGACGUGGACUUCACCCACCUGAUUGAUCAGUGUGUGGAUAAAGCCAAAGUUGAGGAGAGUGAGCAGAAUGCUGCAGAGUACUCCAAAAAGUUUGAUGAGGAGUUCAGUGCACGGCAGGAGGCCCAGGCCGAGUCUCAGAAGAAGGAAGAGAAGAUCAAAGAGUUGGAGGGGAAAAUCCAGGCCCUGGAGUCCCAGUUAACUAUUGAAAAAGACAAGCUCACAGAGGCUCAGAGACUCAUCAGUGAAUCUGAAGCCAAGAUUGCAGCGGGUCCAACUGCGGCCGGACCCCCACCUCCACCACCUCUUCCAGGGGGUGCAGUGGCCCCCCCACCUCCUCCACCACCUCUACCUGGUGGCUGUUUUCCCCCUCCACCACCUCCUCCUCCUCUCCCUGGUCAUGCUUCGAUACCACCACCACCACCUCCACCGGGUGGAGGACCUCCACAGCUAGUGUUCCGCUACCUUGCCACCGUUCACCUCCUGCUCUUCAUCACGGUCAUCAGCUUGUAUACUUGGCAACCAGUCCGCGGGCCUCCACCCCCUCCCUCAUUGCCUGUCAUCAAGCUGCCUUACGGACUGUUGGCCAAGAAAACCUACAAGCCUGAGACCGUGAUGAAGAGAGUGAACUGGACCAAGAUAGUGCCUCAGGAAAUGGCAGAGAAUUGCUUCUGGAUCAAAGUCAAAGAAGAGAAGUUUGAGAGUCCUGACCUAUUUGCUCAGCUCUCCCAGUGCUUCUCCUCGCAGAGCAAAGUCCAGUUGGCCAAUUCUGUGCCGGGGAAGACGGGAGGCUUUUUGUGA
Molecule: messenger RNA, 2536 nt
Organism: Notothenia coriiceps (black rockcod)
Lineage: Eukaryota; Metazoa; Chordata; Actinopteri; Perciformes; Nototheniidae
Product: protein diaphanous homolog 2-like
Exons: 22
Coding region: 341-2536 (731 amino acids)
Biological process (GO): actin cytoskeleton organization; actin filament polymerization
Cellular component (GO): actin filament
Molecular function (GO): actin binding; small GTPase binding
Source: RefSeq, a predicted model, not a curated record